Molecule: messenger RNA, 1986 nt
Organism: Achroia grisella
Lineage: Eukaryota; Metazoa; Arthropoda; Insecta; Lepidoptera; Pyralidae
Product: carboxylic ester hydrolase-like
Exons: 11
Coding region: 10-1728 (572 amino acids)
Source: RefSeq, a predicted model, not a curated record
CACAGGAAAAUGAUAGUGUUUCUUGUACUGUGUUACGUUGUGGUCUCAUUCGGCUGCCGGCAGACCAUCGACAAACACACAGUUAUACCAAAUACCCCGGUAAUGGCUGCCAACGUAAUCUCGUGUCCACAAGAUGGUCCAUUGGUUACCAAUCCAUCUGGUAGCUUCCGAGGGUCCUGGAUGGAAACACGUCGAGGUCGUCGAUUCGAAGCUUACCGCGGCAUCAGAUAUGCUGAGCCACCAAUCGGAAACUUGAGAUUCCAGCCACCUAAGCCGAUUCUCCACUAUGAUGGUGAAGUAGACGCCACGAAGGAUGGUCCAGCCGCACCACAACCAGCUCCUGCAGGGUACUACAUAGAUGAGGACUGUCUGAUCAUCAACGUGUAUACCCCAAGUCAUGACAGCAAAGAUCCCCUGCCUGUUAUAUUUUUCAUUCACGCCGGAGGGUACUACUCGAUGUCAGGCCGCAGUGACCUCGCCGGACCUCACUAUUUACUGGACAGAGAUAUCGUCCUUGUUACCAUUAACUAUCGAAUCGGAUCACUAGGAUUUCUUAGUACAGGUGACGCAUUAGCUCCCGGUAACAAUGGGUUUAAAGACCAAGUAGUUGCUCUACGGUGGGUACAAAGGAAUAUACGAUCGUUCGGUGGAGAUCCUGACCUCGUUACGCUGGCAGGCUGCAGCGCUGGUUCCUCCAGUGUGCUGUUGCAUAUGGUGUCACCAAUGUCGGCAGGUUUAUUCCACCGUGGCAUAUCCAUAAGUGGAUCUCCAAUUACCAAAGUACCACUAGCACAGGAUAUGCUAGAUCUUGCACAAAAACAAGCGCGUAUACUAAAUUGUCCAACAAAUUCAUCAGAGGCAAUUAUUGAGUGCUUAAAAACGAAGUCUGGAAAAGAAAUUGGAGAAUCGUUGAAUUCAUUCUAUGAUUUUGGAUAUGACCCAUUAUUAAUAUGGUCUCCAAUAGUGGAGCCCGAUUUUGGACAAGAGCGUUUCCUUACAAUGGAACCAAUGGAAGCGAUACGCACGGGCAAAAUGCAUGCGGUACCCUUCAUCGUUAGUCGGACUACAGAUGAGUUUUUCUGGAAGGCUUUUACUAUCCUUAAUAACGAAACACUUCUAAACACAAUGAACAACGAGUGGGAGCGUAUAGCACCAAUAUCAUUUGCACUACCUCCAGAAAACUCGGAAGAAACAGUAGAUAGAUUGAGGCAGGAGUACUUCAAGGGAAAGAAGCUGGUUAAUGAUGAGACCACUGCUAGAGCCUUGGGAAAUUUGUACGGCGACACACUAAUUGGGUUCCCUGUACACAGAAUGGCUAACCUCAUGUGCCGCCAUUCCCCACACAAAGUGUACUAUUAUGAAUUUGCGUAUAUUGGCGAUCACAGCCACUACGAAGAUCCUGUGACCAAGAAACCAAGUGCUGCCGCGCACCAUGACGAUCUGAUCUACUUAUUCACCUUAAGCUACCGUUACCCCACCAUCGAAGUGAGUAACAGCAGCGACUCCCAAAUGGUGGACAAGAUGACUGCUAUUUGGUACAACUUUGCUAAAUAUGGAGAUCCAAACCCUCGUGACUCCGAGUUUCCUGAAAUAUCUUCAUUACAAUGGCCACCCAUGACGCCGACUGACCGUCAAUACCUGAGGGUCGGAGACCAGUUUUCAGUACAUGAAAACCUAUUUGAAGAUCGUAUGAAGAUAUGGGAGGAGUUAUACUCUGUGUUGUAUUGAUAGACUGUAUUUACUAUUAGUUAAUUAGUUGCAAUGCUAGAAGCUGUCUGUCUGUUCGGGGUAUCAUCAUCAUCAUAAUUUCAGCCCGGAAGACAUCCACUGCUUAACAAGGUCUCGUCCAGAAAUCUCCACGGAGAUCUGUCGCUGCUCGCGUCCAAUGCUUUCCAGCGAUCUUGACCUGUUCGGGGUAUACCAAAACUAUGACGAUGAUGUCCUUCUUAUCGUAAAUUCGGCAACAGCAACUCACUGUUGUUUCCU